UGAAGUACGGCUGGCUAAUCAUUAUCAGAAUUCAGAAUGCACGAAUCGCGAUGGGAUCCAAUGGCUGCCAUGAUCGUCCCCCAUCGACGGCCGGAUGCUGCCGACCUCUCCCGCCACUGGAUCGGCGGUUAUUCUAGUUUCACGCGGAUUCGUGGUCCGCGCGCUUUUCCCACGACGCGGUAUUCCUUCCCCAAACAAGUGAUAAAGUCGCUUUUAUGGUCUCCUCCUCUUCCGCUUCCUCUGCCAAUUAAAAAUGCUCCCUUUCUUCUUAUCUUGAUCGAUUCCUUGUUGAAUUUCUGUUUCUUUCGCCAUGGAGUUCCUCGUCUUGCUCGCCGUCUUCCUCUGCACCUGCGCCGUCAUCCACUACCGCCGCUUCCUCGGCCGCCCCAAGCUCCUGCCGUGGCUCUCCUCGCUCCUUCCGUCGGCCGCGUCGCCAGGACUAGUAAAGAAGCCGGAGGCGGAUGAGGAGGAAGAUGAUGAAGGUGCUUCAUCAGUGGAGGACGGAGAGCACGAGCUGGAGCGGAUUUUCUCCACCUUCGACAAGGACGGUGACGGAUUCAUCACGGCCGGCGAGCUCGAGGAGUCGCUCCGGCGGUUGGGCCUCGCCGUCACGUCCGAGGAGACGGCCGCCUUGGUGGACCGGGUCGACGCCAACGGGGACGGCCUCAUCGACCUGCAGGAGUUCCGCCAGCUGUGCACGGAGAUGAUGCUCCAGGGAGAGGUGGCCGUCGGAGAGGAUGACGAGAAUCUGAGGGAGGCGUUCGGCGUGUUCGACGGGAACGGGGAUGGGUUAAUCACGGCGGAGGAGCUGGCCAAGGCGCUAACUUCGCUGGGGAUGAAGCAGGGGGCGAAGCUGGAGGACUGCAGGGAAAUGAUUAAGAGGGUAGACAGGGAUGGCGACGGGAAGGUUGACUUUGGCGAGUUCACGAAGAUGAUGAAGACGAAGGGCGGCGGCAAGAAGCUCUUCUGAUGCCAUCCUCUUUAUUCCAUCUCCAUUCUCAAAAUCUCAAGGAGAUUUCUGUGUAUAUCUGACUUGUGUAUAUCUGAUCCCUGUAACUGCAGCAACUUCUUCAAUCUUACACGCUUUCCAAAGUGCUGCUGCUUCUUCCUAAAGUUCAUCAUAACAACAACAACAACAAAAUGCUGCAAAACUGCUGGUCGAAAUCGAUCUCUUGGCAAGUGUAAAAGCAAAUGGCUGUUGAUCUUCAUGAGCAGUCUAGCUAACUUGUAAUCCAAGGUAAUUGAUGAGAAAUUUAUGGUGUGUUGCUGUCAGAACAGCAAUUGCAGUAUUGCAACAGCUCCUUGCCUUGCAAAUGCAAGAUGGGACCUGGAGAAAUUAUUAGAUGGGCCAGAGUUGGAUGGUACCUAUGACUUUCUUUUUCUUUUGCUUUAAGCAAAGAAUGUAUUCUCUGAGCAACAAUUGCUACUUUAUGCAUGAAGAGAACCCUGAUGAGGUUUGUGUUCCUAAAAUGGGUUGUCGGGUUGAAUGAAUCAGAAUCACUGGUUGAAGGAUUGCAUGUUGAAGAUAUUCUGAAACACAUUUCUGUUUAUGAAGAGAUAGCUUUGCAA
This is a messenger RNA of Zingiber officinale, 1569 nucleotides long. RefSeq names its product calmodulin-like protein 6. NCBI's taxonomy places the organism in Eukaryota, Viridiplantae, Streptophyta, Magnoliopsida, Zingiberales, Zingiberaceae. Gene Ontology annotation, molecular function: calcium ion binding. The transcript has a single exon. The record is from RefSeq and is a predicted model, not a curated record. The coding region runs from base 311 to 970 and encodes 219 amino acids.